CACAUAUCGGGAACCAGUACCGUUAUACUAUCAACUUCCGGUUAAAGCGGCGGCACAAGCCAAAUAUUUUGUAACUGCAAAUAAUCUAUUUGCAUCAAUUCAUCAUCAUGUCUGCAUUAUUACAAAAACCCAAAAGUGAGAUGACUCCAGAAGAGUUGUCCAGUAGGGAACAAGAAGAGUUUAAUACUGGUCCCCUGUCUGUCUUGACUCAGUCAGUAAAGAACAACACACAAGUCCUUAUCAACUGCAGAAACAACAAGAAAUUGUUGGCCAGAGUGAAAGCAUUUGAUAGACAUUGCAAUAUGGUAUUGGAAAAUGUUAAGGAAAUGUGGACAGAGACCCCUAAAACAGGAAAAGGAAAGAAGAAAUCCAAGCCCGUGAACAAAGACAGAUAUAUCUCAAAAAUGUUCUUACGAGGAGAUUCCGUUAUCUUGGUUCUCAGGAAUCCAAUGGCUACCAGCAAAUAAAAAAAUAUAGUGGUGUUCUAUGUGAAAUCAGAAUAUUUUGUAUUGUAAAAACAGGAUUGCAAAGAUGCAGUAUUGUGUAUUUACUAUGUUAUCUGUCAGACUUGUUCUCUCUCGAUAGGCUGGUAAUUUCAAAUUCAAAUCGUGGAGUCUUAAUUAAAAAGACUUAAAUAUCUUUUAACAAAACAACAUCUUUGUUCAGAAUAGUUUUGGUUUGUUGCAUCAGAUCUGAAUAGAAAUGACUUGUUCAAUCAUGAUUUAGAUACUCUGACACCAACAAAAUGUCUAAAAGAAAGAAUUUUUACAUUCAGUCAUCUUCAUUCAUUCAUGGUCAUUAUUUUAUAUGUACAUUAGCAAAUGUUCAUUUUAUACCAAUAAACAUGUUGUCAUGAGAAA
Mytilus trossulus (common blue mussel) is the source of this 860-nucleotide messenger RNA. RefSeq names its product small nuclear ribonucleoprotein Sm D2. Gene Ontology annotation, molecular function: RNA binding. The coding region runs from base 108 to 467 and encodes 119 amino acids. The transcript has 3 exons. Lineage: Eukaryota; Metazoa; Mollusca; Bivalvia; Mytilida; Mytilidae. Gene Ontology annotation, cellular component: U4/U6 x U5 tri-snRNP complex; U5 snRNP; precatalytic spliceosome. Gene Ontology annotation, biological process: spliceosomal snRNP assembly; RNA splicing. The record is from RefSeq and is a predicted model, not a curated record.